This is a messenger RNA of Mytilus californianus (California mussel), 2224 nucleotides long. RefSeq lists its product as uncharacterized. The transcript has 9 exons. NCBI's taxonomy places the organism in Eukaryota, Metazoa, Mollusca, Bivalvia, Mytilida, Mytilidae. Gene Ontology annotation, cellular component: cytoplasm. The coding region runs from base 107 to 2224 and encodes 705 amino acids. Gene Ontology annotation, molecular function: calcium-dependent cysteine-type endopeptidase activity. Gene Ontology annotation, biological process: proteolysis. The record is from RefSeq and is a predicted model, not a curated record.
UAUAACUACAAUAUUGACUUAUUUGUUUAGGUGGAUGGCGGUUUUUAAACAAAGUGCUAUUAAGAUGUUAAAUAAGUUGUGAUAUUAUUAUUAUUUAAAGUUAACGAUGUCAUCAAAACAAUUUUCUGAAGUUCCUUACCAGAAUUUUUCUUUGAUCAAACGUAACGUAAAAAGUAAAUGCCGACAGGGGAAACGUUUGAGUGACGCCGAUUUGUUUGUAGAUCCAUCAUUCCCUCCAGAUUUGACGUCACUUACAUACGUCUACACAGGAGAUGAUAGAUAUGAAAAAAUGGUAUUCAAAAGACCAACGAUUUUAGAAAAUGAUGCAACUUUUUGCGGAGUUGGUGGAACUUGGGAUGCUCCAUUUCCAUGGAAAUCGUUCAAGAAAAGGGACUGGUUCCAGGCCGCUAUCGUAGUCGCAUCCUUGGGUGUACGUUACUUGGAAAAAUUGAUGCCGGGAUACAGAAAUUGUGAUCAAAGUUUUAUCAACGAUUAUAUUGGUGCUUUUCGUUUCAAUAUUUGGCGGUUUGGUGAUUGGUUGGACACUAUUAUAGAUGACAAUUUACCAUGUCUACAAAAUAGUCUGUUAUACUGUCAGGCCUAUGGUAGUCCACCUGAAUUCUGGGGACCACUUCUAGAAAAAGCUUAUGCCAAAAUUAUGAAGACAUACGAAUCGAUAGAAGUCGGUAACAUGUUGAAUGCCUUGUCUGAUCUUACCGGAGAUAUCUGUGAAUUUUAUACACAAGAUAUAAAUCCGCCAGAAAACUUGUUUUACAUUAUGUAUAAGUCGUACUCGAAUCGAUCACUGCUUGUGUGCUGGAGAAACGAGAAAAGACUCACACAUACUGGAUUUCAUCAUACGCUUGAAUCCAUCGAGAACACCAGUUUUGAAGAAGAAAAUGAAGAUCUAACAAGAUAUCUACACAUUAUAACAGCUACGACGAAGUUCCCGACAACCGAUGGGCGAUUGAUAGAAAUGGUCAGAUUGAAAUGUCAAUUUACUGCAGAACCAAACUGGCAUGGAAAAUUUUCAGACUGUGAUCCAAUCUCAUGGGGGUCUGUAUCCCUUUGGUUCAUGGAAAAAUAUAAACCACUCCAGUGCAAAGAUAAAGACGAGUACUGGAUGAAAUAUGAAGAUUUCAGGUGUAAUUUUGGUGGAUUAAUUAUAAUAAAUGGAACAGACCCUUUCCGUUCAGAAGGGUUGUCAAUAGAACGUAUUUACAAGCGCUCAGAUUCAAGCGAUUCAACAACACGUCCUCCUAGCGGCCAAAGUAUAGACGGAGCACUUCCGUUAAGUAGUCGCAAUUCAACAGCAUCAUCGUUUAUUGUGAGGAAUGGUCAAUCCCAAAAUAGACUACAUAACUCUCUAAACCCGCCAAAUGACACAACACAAAAACGUCACAGUUUUACGUCAAGUCCCCAAACAGAUAAUAUUAUGAAAAUGCUUUUAAAUGGCAGAAAUGUGCCAUGUAGUACAAAUAACAACGAAUAUUCCGAUUGUCCAGCUUACAAGAAGAGAUGGUAUUGGCGAAGAGGUAGUUCGGACGAUACUGCAGUUUAUCCAUUCUCUAGGAUUGAAAGUAUAUGUUCCGAAAAGUCACAGGAUGGUGACAGUAUAAAUGGGGAGACAGAUAUAACAGGAUUUCAGGCAGGCUUUGCGUAUGCAUAUAGACGUAAAAGUGCUCCUCUAAUAGGAAGAAACUUCUCUUCGUCUUCUUUAUCACACUUGACUCACAGUAGUUUCCUAGCAACGAAAACAGAUUUCUUCCGGUCACGUGGCGGCUGGAAACUUUUAGUAGAACAUCGUGACAGAUGGAUCAAGCUAGAUGUGUCAAAUCUGUCCAAAUGCCCACGUGUAUACUUUACCAUCAGCAAGCCAGGUGUCAUAAAUGAAAUGAUACCACAAAAUUACCAUCGUAAAAGCCACAUCCUCGUGUCACUCCUGCAGGACUACCGUAGAGGAUCGACCUGUGGACAACUUGUUCCAAUCGGAUUAGGCCUUUACAAGUGCAAGACACCAGAGUGUAAAGAUUUCUCAAAAUACAAAUACAUAAGCAGAUGCGAAUCACAUAACGAUGAAAGGGAAAUAACUGUCCGUUUUGAUCUUGAGGAGGGAAGCUAUGUAGUUGUGCCUUACAGUCAAGUUCCACAACAUGAAGGAGAAUUCCUAUUGCGAAUACUGUGUGAAAAAGAUGUGUUAUGUGGUACAAGAAAUGGAUGGUGA